AUGCAUUCACGACUGGCGAUCGACACCACAGUUGGGAUGACUGCUGGCCCAUCAUCCGCCAAGUCGCGUUUUCGUGAUAAGAGAAGUGUAUCCCCAAUGCCUGGUUCUCCGGGGCCCAGUAGUAUUGCUCAACGAGGCAGAAGCGUUUCAAACGCUUCCACCACUUCUUCCUUGUCAAUCAUUUCCCCUAACUCCUCUUCCACCAACGCGUCCACUACAUCCCUAAACAUCCCAACCGCUACUCAACACUACAACCGCUCACGGUCGGUGAGUCCUGCUCUUGAAGAGACUGUUCGGCUCGGUUCAGAAUAUGUUCUCGCAAUGCAUGAUUAUGCGCCACAACACCAAAGCGCCACAUGCCUAUCUUUCCGCGCUGGUCAAGUGAUCCAUGUUUUGAACAGGGACACUAGUGGCUGGUGGGAUGGCGAACUUGAGGGGAGAAGGGGGUGGUUUCCGAGCAACUAUGUUAAUACCGAAGUCACUUCACUCACCGAGGAGCAACCACUCGAUCAAGCUCGAAGACGUGGGCAUGUUAACAACGGCUCCACAGCUUCCGCAGCUUCCUGGGCCAGCACUGCGUCAGGCCAUCAUAAUAACCACACUCGCCAUCCCUCACUAUCCGAAAAUCUCGGCCAGGACCAGGACGUCGACUCAUAUUGCCCUCCCAUAAUGGUUCCCUUGUUGCAUGGCCUUUCGUUGCUUCAAAAUGCUGUCCGUGCCAAUCGUAUAACCCAUUUUCAACCUUCAACAGCUUGCAUAAUAUCCUGUGUCCGCUCCAUCCUCGCCGGAACGGAAACGCUCCAACGAGAAGCUCCCCUAUUACAACAAUUUGCAGGCUUAGCAGAAGAACGUCGACGAAUAUUAACGGUGUUGGCUUCACUUGUUGCGCAGGCAAAGAAAGCAUCGGAAGAGAAUCUCGACCAGGGAAAACAGGAGGUUGAAAUAGAAAAUAUGUUGCGUUUGGGAGGUCAAGUGUUUGCGCAUGUGCGGCGGUUUCUGGCCGUUGCUGUUCAAUGUGGUGUGGAGCUUCCAGAAGAUCAGGAUUCGACAACAAAUUCAGGUUCCUGGAAUAACCAGCGAAGUGAUGGAGUGGAAUCGCCGACUGGCCUUACCCCGACCAGGUUCCGCGACGAUGAUAAUCGUAUCGCAACCUUUCCGCCGAAGCACCGGUUGAGCGAUCCGACCCAGCUUGCAUAUAUCGGCAGGACAAGGCAGGAGCAAUAUCUUCUCCGUGAACGAGCUAUUGUGGGACGGCACAGACAAGGGGCCUCAAUUAGUAGCAUUGAGUCUGCGUCAUCAUUUUCGUCGCAGGACUCGAUGACAGCCCCAGCUCCACUACCAUUCCCUUGUGGACCCUCGACGGCUGCCCAGGUCCUGGAAGCACUGCGCCAUACCCAUGACCAUUAUCUAUCCACGAUUGCUGCCUUCAUCGGACACGCCCAUUCUCAUUCUCGAACAUCACACGCGUCGAGCACAGGCCACCUAUAUGACCUCGUUAAAGAGAUCGUUGAGAUGGUUUGUAAAUUACUCACCAUCGUGGAAGCCGUUAUGCUUCAUCCCGAUGUGCCACCUCUUCGUCUCGGAAACUUGAGGUCGGCCAAGGAAGGAUUGUAUAACGUGACGAGCUCGUUGGCGGAAUCUGUUCGCCUUCUCACCUUGUCGCUUCCGCCGACGAUGACUGAUGAAGGCGAAAAGCAAACCCUUUUGCGUUCAGCGACAGGGGCGCUCAAAGCUGGUGCUGAUUGUGUGGCAGCGGUGAAAAUAUGCCUGAGUCGUUCGGCAGGUGAAAAGCCUUUUAUCAUCAACAUACCAAGCUCUAGUGACUCCGCGUCACAGCCUUUGACACCAGGCAAGUUCUCUGGGUCUCAGCUGGUGAAAUCGAUCAGCAUGAGCGGGCUCAAAGGCUACCCCAAAGGAUUCGAGGAUGAGGAUCUUACCAUUCAAGCGCAAACCCCUUCUCCCGUUACGCGUCCAAGAGAGAUAUCUUCUGGGUCAGAUAAAAGCAACUUUUCGAAAUUAUCGCAAUACUCUGUUGAGACACGGGCCACGUCUCCGGAAGAAGGCGGCAAGCCAUCGUCACUUCCUCCAUUGACCAUUACAAACGCGCCAGUCGAACCCGAUUUCCCUUCACCGAGGUCGUUUGCGCCCACAGAUGACGGCACCACUUGGGAAGGGAGUGGACGAAGUCAUGAAACACCAAAGGACAACGUCGUGCAUGGAGACUUGCCAACCGUUCCUCCCGAACCUAUUCCUGAAUAUAACCAAGACUUCUCGCAUGAUUAUUCGCUCGAAGAUGUCGCAUAUAAUAGUGAUGGUCACCUUGUUGGCGCUACUAUGGAAGUGUUGGUCGAGAAGAUGACACCUCACGAUAGCAUUGUCGACCCUGCGUUCUCCGCUGUGUUUUUCUUGACUUUCCGGUUGUUCUCGUCACCUACUGAGCUUGUCGAUGCUAUUAUCGCGCGUUAUAACCUUCUUCCUCCACCGAAUAUAACCCCAGAGGAUAUGCAACUCUGGCAGCAACGCAAGGGCAUACCUGUUCGUCUGCGUGUUUCGAAUUUCAUCAAGAUCUGGGCUGAGCUUUACUGGCGACCAGGGGUUGACGACCCUGUGUUACCUGCACUGACCUCGUUCACAAGAGAUGGAUUAGGCGCAAUCUUCCCUGGACCAGCUCAGCGAAUUUUGGAUCUCCUCAAUAUGCGAAGGCGGUCGAUCGCGGACGUGGCAAUCAGCCCUAAGGGUGACAGAAGCCGCGACCCGGGAAUGUCAAUCAACCCGCCGUCAGCUAUCACACCGACCAGUGAGAUUCCUAGACCGACGAUGACGAAGACUUUGCUCGUGGCUUUGAGGAAGAAAGACUUUGCCAAUAUCACUGUCACGGAUUUUGAUGCGUUGGAACUCGCACGCCAGCUUACGAUCAUGGAAUGCAGUUUGUAUUGUGCCAUCACCCCUGAGGAGAUCCUAGAAACGGGGCAGGAGGGUGCUACGCCUCCUGUGAACGUCAGAGCUGUGAGCUCACUAAGCACGGUCAUUACUGGCUGGGUGGCGGAGAGCAUACUGAACGAACCUGACACCAAGAAGAGGACUCUUUUAAUCAAAUUUUUCAUCAAGGUUGCAGAUCGAUGUACCACACUCCAUAAUUAUAGCACAUCUCGUUCUAUUCUGGCUGCCCUAGAUUCAUCUACUAUUUCAAGACUCCGUCAAACAUGGCUGGGGCUACCGCAAAAGUAUAAGACGCAACUAGAAUCUCUUCGCCGACUAGCAGACCACAGCCGCAAUUACCACGAAUACCGAAGUAAAUUGCGAAAUACAGCACCUCCAGCUGUGCCAUUCCUAGGUCUCUAUCUCACCGAUGUAACUUUCUGUCGGGAGGGUAAUCCUUCACAUCGAGCGUCACCGAUGAACCAGAACAAAAAACUACUCAACUUUAACAAAUACCAUAAACUCGCAAGGAUUGUACAGGAUAUGCAACGAUUUCAAGUCCCCUACAACCUUAAAGCUAUUCCAGAAGUCCAAGAAUACCUUAAUGUGGCUUUCGACAACUCCCGACACCAUGGGGAUCUUCAAGACCUUUACCGCAGGAGUUUACUGGUUGAACCCAAACAGCCAGCUGAUAAUCCUCCCACUGGCGACGUGCGGCAACUUUUCAAUUGGGCAACUCGAUCCCAAUCUCAACCUCAGGCAAUAACUCCCUCAUAG
Laccaria bicolor S238N-H82 is the source of this 3696-nucleotide messenger RNA. RefSeq lists its product as uncharacterized. The record is from RefSeq and is a predicted model, not a curated record. Gene Ontology annotation, cellular component: plasma membrane. Lineage: Eukaryota; Fungi; Basidiomycota; Agaricomycetes; Agaricales; Hydnangiaceae. The transcript is spliced from 7 exons. Gene Ontology annotation, biological process: Ras protein signal transduction; positive regulation of GTPase activity. Gene Ontology annotation, molecular function: guanyl-nucleotide exchange factor activity; protein binding. The coding region runs from base 1 to 3696 and encodes 1231 amino acids.